AUGCCUACGCAGGCUCGCAGCCUCCGUACACGGAGCACCAUGAACGAGAAUGACGAGAACAGACCUUCGACGCGUCUCACACGGGCCAAGGCUGCAGCUCUAUCCGCAGGUGACGUCUCCACUGCCGCCACUAAGAAACCUCUUGAGACCAAGAAAGCCGCUACCUCAACCGCGACCGCUGGUACCACAAGGAGGCGCGCUGCCCUAGGUGAUGUAAGCAAUGUCACCAAGGGCGAGAACGGCGGCGCAAAGGAGGGAAAGAAACCAGCCGCGACCAAGGUUGGCUUGACAUCCAAAGCUACAAUGCAGGCUGGUGGCGUUGCGAAGCUCACCCGCACCAACUCGUCGCGUACUACUGCCCUGACAAACAAAACCACCAACACGAAGAAGCCUACGGAGGAUAAGGAAAAACGCUCGGGACCCGGAUCUAUCAAGGAUAGUGCACAGAAGCGCCAAAAAACCACGCAAGACGUGUUGGUCGAAGAGCCACCCCGCAAGAAGGUGGAGGUCGAGAAAAAGCUCACCGAGAAGAAGCUCACCGAAAAGAAGCUUGUCGCUGAGAAGGCUCCCGCCAAGGAAAAUGUCGAAGCUCCUGUUGAGAAGACCCUGCAGAAGCCCGCCCAAGAUCUCGUGGAGGAUUUGGAUACUGAGGAUUUGGAUGACCCCUUGAUGGUGGCCGAAUAUGUGGUGGAGAUCUUCGAAUACAUGAAGGACCUCGAACUCGAGACACUACCUAACCCCCAUUACAUUGACCAUCAACCGGAUCUGGAGUGGAAGAUGCGUGGGAUCCUUGUUGACUGGCUCAUUGAGGUUCACACCCGUUUCCGCCUGUUGCCUGAAACCCUUUUCCUCGCUGUCAAUAUCAUCGAUCGUUUCCUGUCGGCUGAGGUGGUGGCUCUGGAUCGUCUGCAACUUGUUGGAGUUGCGGCUAUGUUCAUCGCGUCCAAGUACGAGGAGGUCCUCUCGCCGCAUGUGGCCAACUUCAGCCACGUCGCCGACGAGACUUUUACCGAUAAGGAGAUUCUGGACGCUGAGCGUCACAUUUUGGCGACUCUCGAGUACAACAUGAGCUAUCCCAACCCGAUGAACUUCCUGCGUCGUAUUUCCAAGGCAGACAACUAUGAUAUCCAAACGCGUACCCUCGGAAAGUACCUGAUGGAAAUCAGUCUACUCGAUCACCGGUUCAUGGCUUACCGUCAAAGUCACGUGUCCGCCGCCGCCAUGUAUCUAGCACGUCUCAUUUUGGAGCGUGGGCCUUGGGAUGCCACCCUGGCUUAUUAUGCUGGAUAUGACGAAGAGCAGAUCGACCCUGUCUUCCGUCUCAUGAUCGACUAUCUUCACCGCCCGGUCUGCCACGAGGCGUUCUUCAAGAAAUAUGCCAGCAAGAAGUUCCUCAAAGCGUCCAUUUUGACCCGCCAAUGGGCCAAGAAGUAUCACCACCUGUACAUCGACAGCUCCCUCUCAGAACCGUACAACUAUAUCAAGGAUCAUGAAUAAAUACGAAGGGGGGUUUGCGACACCCGUGAUGAGCCAAGAUCUUGCUCCUUGGCGGGAUGGGUGUAAGGGGAGGAGUUGGUUGAUUCGAUAUAUGGCAUUUCUUCGGUUGUGAUGGUAUAGGACACCUCUUGCAUAUGUUUACGACGGCAUUUUUCUGUUUCAGCUGCGGAUGUUUGCAUUAUUCACUUCUACUCGGGGCGUCGGGCGCUCUUUUCAAGCUCUUCUCUUUCUUUUCCAUCUUUGCUUUCUUCGAUUUGGCAGUGUGUCUGGGUUUCUUCACACUUGACUUCCUCUGAUACCUUUACAUUCUCCUUCUCCCCCUGUUUGUAUUACAGGCGUCGGAUGCCCAGGGUCGGCAAUGUAUUUGCAAUUCUUUUUUGGUUCCCCACUGGUCUUCUUCUGCCAGCACGUUCGCUUC
Aspergillus nomiae NRRL 13137 is the source of this 1915-nucleotide messenger RNA. RefSeq names its product B-type cyclin nimE. Gene Ontology annotation, molecular function: cyclin-dependent protein serine/threonine kinase regulator activity. The transcript is spliced from 4 exons. Bases 1 to 1497 code for a protein of 498 amino acids. The record is from RefSeq and is a predicted model, not a curated record. NCBI's taxonomy places the organism in Eukaryota, Fungi, Ascomycota, Eurotiomycetes, Eurotiales, Aspergillaceae. Gene Ontology annotation, biological process: regulation of cyclin-dependent protein serine/threonine kinase activity; G2/M transition of mitotic cell cycle. Gene Ontology annotation, cellular component: nucleus; cyclin-dependent protein kinase holoenzyme complex; centrosome.